Messenger RNA from Trichogramma pretiosum, 816 nucleotides. RefSeq lists its product as uncharacterized. The transcript has 3 exons. The annotation marks the transcript as partial. NCBI's taxonomy places the organism in Eukaryota, Metazoa, Arthropoda, Insecta, Hymenoptera, Trichogrammatidae. The record is from RefSeq and is a predicted model, not a curated record.
AUUGAGGCGGCAAAGAAUCGAGCAGAGAAAAUAGCAGUUAUAGUUAAAAAUUUUGCAGAUUUUAUUAUAAAUAAUGUAAAUGGAAAUGUGAACGAAAUUCGUAAUUGGGUCAAAGAACAAUUAAAAGUACUCGCUGAUGAAGCAAAGACGAAUAAUAUCGAUGUGUCAGAUUGCAUGCAAUUGGCUAACAGUGUUAGAUAUGCCGGUGUGGCCGUGCUGAGCAGUUCGAACAAAUGCAUCGAUGAUAAAAUUGAGACUAGUCAAAAAUUGGUAAAAGAGAUUGAGAAUAAAACUGUAACUGCAAGCCAAGCAGUCAACCAAUUUGCCGAAGAUACUGCUCAAUGUUUGAACGAAGUAAAUAAUGUUGUGGGAUUACUUGGUGCUGCUGGUUGCACGAUUAGCUCAAAAAUCAGGAAUGACAUUGUUGUGCUGACACAAAUACCUAUCAUAGCAGUAGACAUUAUGCAAAUGGUGGAAAUGGCAACCACAUUACCAAAUACUAUGGGCAUUUGCAUGUCAACUAACGCUGUGCUAACAUUGGAAAAACAAGCUAGAGACAUUUUAGCGAAAGUGACCCAGUGUGUGAAGGACAGAAUUUUUUCCGCAAAGAAAACUACCCCUUCCACCACUACUAACGUAGUAGAAUACAGUGGUGUAACAAAAGAAAUUACUACUACUUCUAUAAUACAAUCUAGUAAUUCAACUGAUCAAAUCAAUGAUAAACUAGAUACUGAAACAGUUAAAAUUGAUUUCAUUCCUGAAACCACAACAAGACAACCAAGUUUUUUUGAACAAAUUAAGUUAUUUUUCGGUUAA